Thamnophis elegans (Western terrestrial garter snake) is the source of this 2449-nucleotide messenger RNA. RefSeq names its product major facilitator superfamily domain containing 10 (gene SLC75A1). Gene Ontology annotation, biological process: transmembrane transport. Gene Ontology annotation, molecular function: transmembrane transporter activity. NCBI's taxonomy places the organism in Eukaryota, Metazoa, Chordata, Lepidosauria, Squamata, Natricidae. Gene Ontology annotation, cellular component: brush border membrane. The transcript is spliced from 13 exons. The record is from RefSeq and is a predicted model, not a curated record. The coding region runs from base 184 to 1542 and encodes 452 amino acids.
CGCGGAAGUCGCUCGGGGACCAGGAUCCGCGGGCGGCGCCCGGAGACCCUCCGCCCAGGACGCGCCUCGCCCAGGGGUCUCCAACCUUGGCAACGACACAACCUGAGGACUUCAACCCCCAGAAUUCCCCAGCCGGAGUGGUGAUUUUUGAGACCCUAGUGGGCGAAAGGACUCCUCCAGAAGAUGUCACGAGAGGACCGAGGUGUCCGGACGGCAGAGGAGAACUCUUCUCGCGUCAUUUUUGCGGUCUUUCUGACGCUGUUGAUUGACCUCCUGGGCUUCACCCUCAUUCUGCCCCUCCUGCCCUCCAUCCUGGAUCAUUUCAGCCAGAAUGACGAUGGACUCUACAGGAGGGUACAAGCCGGCGUGGACUGGUUCAGUGGCAGCCUUGGCAUUCCGCCAGAAAGGAAGUACAACAGCGUCUUGUUUGGAGGUCUCAUCGGCUCCCUGUUUUCUCUGCUUCAGUUUCUGGCCUCGCCUCUCACCGGAGCUGCCUCCGAUUCCUUUGGGAGACGACCGGCUCUGCUGGUCACGGCGCUCGGCCUGGUGGCCUCCUAUUCCCUGUGGGCCGUUUCCAGGAGCUUCGAACUCUUCCUUUGCUCCAGAAUCCUUGGCGGGAUCAGCAAAGGGAACGUCAGCCUUUGCACCGCCGUCAUCGCGGAUCUCCCGUGUCCAAAAGCUCGAAGCAAAGGCAUGGCGAUGAUUGGGCUGGCUUUCUCCCUGGGCUUCACCCUCGGGCCGAUGCUGGGCGCCUUCCUCGCUCUGGAGACGGAGAAGGACCAAGUCUUCUACACCAGAGCCGCCAUCUUUGCCACAAUUUUCGCUCUGGCUGAUUUCCUGUUCAUCUUCUUCUGUUUGCCGGAGACGCUCCCCAAGGAAAAACGGGUGUCCUCCGUGGUAUCGGGAUUUCAGUCGGCCUUCGACCUGAUCAGUCCCUGGGCCUUGUUCCGGUUCUCAGCAGUCCAUCACAAGAUGGGAGGACCUUCCAGAGACAAUCUCCAGAUUCUGGGCCUGGUGUAUUUCCUCUACCUCUUCCUGUUCUCUGGCCUGGAGUACACGCUGGGCUUCCUUGUCCAUCAACACUUCCACUUCAGCAGUCUGGAACAAGGGAAGAUGUUCUUCUUCAUCGGAGCCACCAUGGCCGCCAUCCAAGGAGGCUACACUCGCCGGAUUAAGCCGGGAGCAGAACUGCGGAUGGUUAAAAUCGCGAUCAUGCUGUCGGCUCCUGGCUUCCUUUUAAUUGGCUGGAGCACUAAUAUUAUCAUGCUCGGUGGAGGACUCCUGCUUUACUCUUUUGCUGCCGCUGUGGUCGUCCCUUGCUUGUCUACGGUGGUAUCCAACUACGGGUUGGACAGCCAAAAAGGAACCGUGAUGGGCAUCUUAAGAAGCCUGGGUGCCCUUGCAAGGGCUCUUGGGCCGGUGGCAUCGGCAACAGUUUACUGGCUGGCCGGAGCUGAAGUUUGCUUCACCAUUUGUGCCUCUCUAUUCCUGCUGCCCUUCGUCCUGCUUCAGUGUAUACCGAAGCACAGCAAACAAGAGUAAACUACUCAGAGGGCCGUUUCCCCGGAAAAUCGAGAAUCGAACUUGAAUUCAAGAAACCGAGUUGACCCUGGAAGAUCUAACCGAGGGUAUUAGUGUCUUUUUCACAGCAGCCUUCCACCUCCUUUGCCUGUAUUUGAGCAGAGGUCCUUCUGCGUCUUUCCGUGGGAGUAUCUGGGUGUGUGUGUGUGUUUGUGUAUGGAUGCCAGGGUCUGAGCAGUGACCCAUGGAAAAAGGACCUUCGGGUAAAGCUGCCUUCCUACAAAUAGGACGGUGAAGAUGCCGACUUGCUCAAUCCAUGAUAAACGAAGCCACCCUCAACCCAAGUCCACUUCCUUCCAGCUGGGAAGGCCUGGGAAUUUUCCUCGUUCAAAGCGGGAUGUUCACUCAAACCUUUACGGAUUGGCCCACAAGGUCUUCGCUAUGAAGCCGUGAGACCCAAACGAUGCCAUGUUUGGUGACGCAACUUUGGAAUGGCAUCUCUUAAGUUUCAGGUAAAGGUAGUUGCUGCCUGUGUUCCCAUAAGGCACUCUCCAUCUGCCUUCACCUAGAUUGCUGCUCUCUCUUUGUGUCCCUGGUGUGCCUCUUCCCUUUUUUCUCUUCCCUCUUUUCUUCGUGUCCCUGUUGUGCCUCUUCCCCCUUUUCGUGUCGCUAUUGUGCCUCUUCCCUCUUUUCUUCGUCUUUUUGUGCCUCUUUUCUUCGUAUCCCUAUUGUGCCUCUUCCCUUUUUUCUCUUCCCUCUUUUCUUCGUGUCCCUGUUGUGCCUCUUCCCUCUUUUCUUCCUGUCCAUUGUGCCUCUUCCCUCUUUUCUUUGUGUCCCUGUUGUGCCUCUUCCAAUUUAUUAGCAUUUGUAUGCUGCCCACUCCCAUUGGGACACUGGGCGGCUUACAGGCAAGACAAACGUAUAUUAA